Molecule: messenger RNA, 1210 nt
Organism: Leucoraja erinaceus (little skate)
Lineage: Eukaryota; Metazoa; Chordata; Chondrichthyes; Rajiformes; Rajidae
Product: coiled-coil domain-containing protein 89
Exons: 7
Coding region: 104-1159 (351 amino acids)
Source: RefSeq, a predicted model, not a curated record
AAUCGCUGUCCGCCGCCCCGUGUUUGACGCUGGGAGCCGCCGUAGCUCCCUCUCCCUCUCCCUCUCUCUCGGUCGCCACUGGCAACGGGCGGCGGCGGCGGCCAUGGAGCGGCGGGAGCGGGCCCCGCGGCAGAUGGUGGAGCAGAGCCGGCAGGAAGGUGAUUCUUUAUCUGUCACUUUGGAGAAGUUACGUGGAUUGUCAAAGGAAGAUAAAACAGAGGGUGCCUUGUUGCGAUCUAGAAUAGAUGAGCAGUCACAGCUCAUCUGUGUACUCAAACAGCGAGCUGAUGACUUCAUCCGACGCUGCCAAACUUUGGAAUCAAUUAACGAGGAGGUGGAGAACCAGUGCGAGGACUUGAGGCAACAACUAGAGGGUGAAAUGAAGUUGUCAGCCCGGCUGGAGGAACGCUUCAUGGAUCUGGCAUUCAAUCACCAGGAAAUCAUCAAAUUUAAGGAUGAAUAUAAGAGACAGAAUUCAGAGCUUAUUGAAGAAAAUGAAAAACUUCAGAGAGAAAACGAAAAUCUCUUUAGUAAAGCACUGCAGGAGAAAGAAGCUCAAAUACUGAAGCUGUCCAGUGAAUUAGGAGAAUAUCUGAAACAACGCGACAUGCUUGAACAAGAUUGCAAGCAAAUAACACAGAAGCUACGACAAAAAGAGAGCGAGUUUUUAGAAAAGCAAGCAAACGCUGAAAAGCUUUAUAAGGAUGAAGUGCUUCAUCUGAAGGUAAAACUGAAAGAAUCGGAGGAUAGGCGUAAUGUUGCUGUAAAGAAGCUGAAAGAAGCCACAGAAGUGAGAAAUCACGAGGAAACAGAAUCCCAGAAUAAAAUACUUCUGCUGACACGAGAGAAGGAAGAGCUUCUUCAUCUUGCCAUGGAGAGAGGGAAACUUAUACAGGACAAACAAAAAGAGACACAGCUCGUGGAGGAGAAACUAAAAUUAACAGAGAAAGCAAAGAAAGAUGCAGAAGACAGAUUUCAAUAUGAAGCUGCAAUGGUAAAUGAAAGUGCCAAGGUCAAGGAGUUACAGCAGCAGUAUCACAGAUAUCAAAAGGUUUACACUGAUUUGGAAAUGGAAUUCGAAGCAUUUAAGAAGCACAGCAAUAACCUACUAACAAAAGAGAGGGAACUGAAUGGCAAACUGCGCCAUCUAACUAAGUGAUGCCAAAUUUCAGUGUGCAUUUAGUAUUGUACAUUUGCAAAAAAGAUUUUA